GGAGGUCUCCCCGCUUUACUUUAUCUCUCUGUCCCCUCUCUUACAGCUCGCAAUCCAUACUCGACGUGCAUAUUCAGUUGCACUCAGGCGGUUUGCCUACCUUGACCUUCCAGCUCGCCAAUUGGACCCCGCGACAAGGGAGAGCCGAACGUCAUGGCGCAACAGCAUGCUCCUGGAGGCCACUACUCAGGUCGCAAUCCAAUCCCGACCGUGAAGCAGUUUAUUGAGAACUUGGACAAGGACAAGAAGGAUAGAGAUGCUAAGAUAGAUCAGGGCCAGGGCCAGGGCCAGGGCGCCCGACCAGCGGGUCAAGACGUACAAGCACAUCAAGUCACGCAAAAGACAGUCUCAGGCACAGAGAAGACGGUUACAGACCCCGUAACAGGCCGCGAAGUCACUAUUGCAGAUGUGAGCAAAGAGAUGAUCGACGAGGUCGAAAACCCACAUAUGGUCGUUCCCAACGCAAAUCUGCAGAAGCCUACACCCAUAAAAACAGAUCCUUCGCAAUCACUCGAAGAGUACAAACACGCCCAGGAUGUUACAGCUCCACCAGACCCCGUUGCCACCGGCACAACGUCCGAUGUCCCAAUUCAUGGGGAGAAGACAAACGUUUUGUUCCAUCCAACACCCACCGUCAGCUUUGAGCCCAUGUUCGCCAAAUUAGAGCAACGUGGCACUAUUCUGUGCGGUGUGAUCUUUGUCGCAACAAUAGUGGUUGGGGAGCUGUUCGGUGGUGCGCUAAUAGGGCUGGUACCACUGGCCAUGUGUUUAUCCUCUGGAGUGUUCCUAUGGAUGAAGGAAGUAGUACGCAGUGGGAGAGAAGUUGAAUGGUCUAGCGAGAAGAAGCGCGGCGAGAUGGCUACUUUGAACCUACUUCCCGAGUCAGUCGAGUGGAUGAACACGUUUCUCUCCAUUGUAUGGGGUCUUAUCAAUCCCGACAUGUUCCAAGGCGUUGCCGACACCCUCGAAGACGUCAUGCAAGCUUCCGUGCCAGGUGUCAUCGAAAAUGUGCGAGUUGCUGAGAUCAACCAAGGCAGCAACCCCUUGCGCAUCCUGAGUAUGCGAGCUCUUCCAGACGCGCAUAUGGGAGACAUGAAACGGGCAAUUCAUGAUGAGAAUAAGAGGACAAAAGAUCCGCAAGAAGCUGCCGCAGAUGAGGAGGGUGGUGAUUACUACAACCUGGAGGUGUCUUUCGCCUAUCAUGCGGCACCCAGCGGAACUCGAGCAUCAGACAAGGCACGCAACAUGCACAUGCAGUUGGUGUUCUACCUAGGGAUUAAGGGUCUCUUUGGUGUACCUCUGCCAAUCUUUGUCGAGCUGCAAGGCCUAGUUGGAACAGUCCGACUGCGCUUGAACAUGACUCCGGAACCGCCGUUUCUCAAGACACUGACUUUCACUUUGAUGGGUACGCCACAAGUGACAGCUGGUUGCGUUCCUAUGUUUGAGAAGGCCCCCAACAUCCUGAAUCUGCCAUUGAUCAGCAACUUUGUCAAUUACGCUAUCAAAGCCGCAGCUGGAAUGUAUGUCGCGCCCAAAUCACUGUCAAUCGAUAUGAGGGCUAUCCUACAAGGAGACUCGGUCCAGAAGGACACGCUCGCUCUUGGCGUUAUGUGGAUUCGGAUUCACCGCGCUGUCGGCUUAAGCAAGCAAGACAAACGUGGGUCCAAGCAUGGAGGUAGUGAUCCGUAUAUCACUCUCGCCUUCUCGAAAUACGGAAAACCGAUGUACUGCACUCGCGUCAUCACCGAUGACCUUAACCCGAUCUGGGAAGAAACGGCCGCUCUUCUGGUUAGUCCUGAGCUCAUCAAAGCUGAUGAAAAUCUCAGCGUGGAGCUAUGGGAUUCUGAUCGCCAUACAUCCGAUGACAUUGUUGGAAAAGUUGAGCUUUCCAUGCAAAAGAUGAUGCAGCAUCCAGGCAAAAUGUAUCCCCAGGUUUCAAAGCUAGCAGGUAUGGACGCCGAUAGCGAAAUGCCUGGUGAGCUGCACUGGGAAGUCGGAUAUUUCAGCAAGCCGAAGUUCAGGCCUGAGCUUAGGACGGACGGUAAGAACAGGGCGCUUCCGGACAAGCUGAAGGACGACCCAAGAUUACAAGACGACAAAGGUGUGAUCAACUCGGAGGAGGACGAUGCAGUCAUGCAUACUCCACCUGACCCUCUCUGGCCCAGCGGUAUUUGCAGUGUCGUUGUCCAUCAAAUCGUCAACUUGGAGCUGGAAAACAUCAAGGGCACUUCGGGAAGCCGUAACGGACGCGAAUAUGAGCCUGCGAAGCCUUAUGGAGAGUCACAUGAAGAAACUGGUGGCGAACUGCCGACGAGUUAUUGCACGAUCCUUUACAAUGACGAACUGGUAUAUCGAACGCGUGCAAAGGCAGUUUCAUCACAGCCUAUCUUCGAAGCGGGAACCGAACGUUUCAUUCGCGACUGGCGCUCUGCUAUCAUCACAGUGACAGUUCGCGAUCAACGUCAUAGGGAGCACGAUCCAAUCUUGGGAGUUGUACCUCUCAAGUUGUCUGAUAUCUUGGAAACAUCUUCCCAGGUCACUCGAUGGUAUCCCCUAGACGGUGGCAUCGGCUUUGGCCGAAUUCGGCUCUCUCUUCUCUUCCGCAGUGUGGAGACUCACCUGCCUCCUACCAUGCUCGGAUGGGAUAUCGGUACCUUCGAGUUUCGUUCUGAGCGUAUCUUGGCAACAGGCUAUACCCAUAGCCCGAAGCUCAAGCUGCGAACAGGUGGCAGUAGUGGUACGAUCAGUCGCGCCCAUUCUCACAAGCUUAGUGAAGGUGAUGGCUACUACUUCGAUCUGACAGACCACGAUGGCAGGGAUAACAUCCGUCUUCCCGUGAAGCAUCGCUACAGGUCACCAAUCGUGUUUGAAUUCCACGUUUCAGGCAAGCGCAAGGCAGAUGCUUACGCUGUGAUCUGGUUGCAGCACUUCAUCGACAACGAGGAUACUGAUAUCAAUAUUCCAAUCUGGACUACGGCUCACCCUGCUCGUCUUACUCAAAACUACAUCACCGAAGAGAAUUGCCAUGAUGAACCCGGCCUUGAAGACCUGAAGGAAAUUGGCAGGCUUCAGUUCCGUGCGCGGUUCAAGGCUGGAACGGACGAAUCACAUGAAGCGUUUGUUAGCGACAACGAUUCUCGUGAAACGUAUGAGACUUGGGAGGCUUGCCUCACGGAAGGUGUGCGCACGCGUAAGGUUGAGAAGGAGCUUCCAGAACGUAUCCAGCAGCUUCACGAGGAAUCUCUCACCAAGGGCCGUGAUAUUCUCAAGAACGCGGAUGAGGAAGAGAAGAGGAAGUGGCUCGCGAAGGACGGACAAGACUGGUCGGGUGCCUUCGGAGACAACCCCAAAGCAUACACCACUCAUGGCAAAAAGAAGAGAGAGCCAGGUGCGGAGGACCCCGUCCACGACCGUUUCCAUCCUUCCUCCGACUCCGACUCCGAUGACGGCUCUUCCGAUUCUUCUUCUGACCUCGGUAUCGAGGACGCUACUACUCGCCGGUCCAACGGCGGUCUUCAGCAUCAGCGCACGGAUCUGUCACCCAACAACCCCCGGAUGUCUCAAUCUACCGCUCGCACGUUUGGCACCACGGACACGAGUACCACUACCUCCUCCAACAAAGAUAUCAAUAGGCAAAACAAGAAGGCUGAAGAACGGAAACAUCGCGGUCUAAUGCAGUGGAAGCCGGCGCGGAACGCGAAGUUCACAAAGGACGAAGCGAAGAUCGGUCUGCGUAAACUCAAGAAGAAGCUGACCGGUGGUAUGGAGGGUAGACAACCUGGCGUUGAGACGGAAACUGGAUAAGGCCUUGGUGGUAUGUUCUCUGUGGGAAGUUUUUUGAGUUUGUUUCGACAAAGACAACGCAUGACAAAAAUCGGGUUAUGCAUUACAUAAUCAUGCCUAAGGCAAACAAAGGAAUGGCGGCGAGGGUGCUCGUCAGCGUCCUCUCUUUUUUUCUAUACGAUAAUGAUAACGCAUCCUUCCGCGGAAGCAGGUG
Molecule: messenger RNA, 3997 nt
Organism: Dothidotthia symphoricarpi CBS 119687
Lineage: Eukaryota; Fungi; Ascomycota; Dothideomycetes; Pleosporales; Dothidotthiaceae
Exons: 5
Coding region: 154-3804 (1216 amino acids)
Molecular function (GO): lipid binding
Source: RefSeq, a predicted model, not a curated record